Molecule: messenger RNA, 624 nt
Organism: Kalmanozyma brasiliensis GHG001
Lineage: Eukaryota; Fungi; Basidiomycota; Ustilaginomycetes; Ustilaginales
Exons: 1
Coding region: 1-624 (207 amino acids)
Source: RefSeq, a predicted model, not a curated record
AUGGUCAAGAUCGCCUCCGUCGCUGCCGCUGCCGUCGUGCUCGCUGGCUCCGCCUCCGCCCUGGCCACCAUCAACACCCCUCCCUCGAUCACCCAGUGCCAGCCCGCCUCGCUCCAGUGGUCCAACGCCCAGGGUACCGUUCGUAUCAACGUUCUCCCCGGUGGCCAGGUCUCGGCUGCUCCUAUCGAGUCGCUCCCCAACCAGUCUGGCGCUUCGGGCAGCUACGCCUGGACCGUCAACAUCGCCUCGGGCACCAACAUCACCCUUGCCAUCACCGAUGACACUGGUGCUACCAACUACGCCUCGCCCCUCGUCGUUCUCUCGUCGUCCGACUCUUCGUGCAUUGGCGCUGCCGCUACCGGCUCAUCGGCCUCGAGCUCCGCUACCUCGUCGGCCGCCUCGUCCUCGUCGUCGAGCCGUGCUGCCAGCUCCACCGUGACCAGCUCGGCUGCCAGCAGCUCUUCGGCUGCUCAGUCCUCCACCUCGAGCCGCGCCUCCAGCUCUUCGGGCAGCGCCGCCCCCGCCCAGACCUCGUCGGCUUCCAACGGUGCCGCCGCCUUCUCGCCCGCCACCGCUGGUCUCUCGAUCCUCGCUGCCGUUGGUGCCCUCGUUCCCUUCCUUUAA